Triticum aestivum (bread wheat) is the source of this 1285-nucleotide messenger RNA. RefSeq names its product anthocyanidin reductase ((2S)-flavan-3-ol-forming). The transcript is spliced from 6 exons. The record is from RefSeq and is a predicted model, not a curated record. Gene Ontology annotation, molecular function: oxidoreductase activity, acting on the CH-OH group of donors, NAD or NADP as acceptor. Bases 184 to 1200 code for a protein of 338 amino acids. NCBI's taxonomy places the organism in Eukaryota, Viridiplantae, Streptophyta, Magnoliopsida, Poales, Poaceae.
GUUAAUGCAGCAUCCUCUUUCCCACACAGGAUAUGAUAUGAUAUUUGGAGCUCAUCAUAGUGUGCCAACAACCACUCCAAAGGAACCACCUCACAACCUCUGUUCUUGAAGCGAGGGGACCAAGCGAAUAAGCGAAUAAUCCUUCUCUUUUCCACGAGAGGUACGAUCCAGUAGCGGCCGGCGAUGUCGGCGGGUGAGGGGAAGAAGACGGCGUGCGUCACCGGAGGGAGCGGCUACAUCGCCUCAGCGCUCAUCAAGCUGCUGCUCGAGAAAGGCUAUGCUGUCAAGACGACCGUCAGAGACCCCGAUGACACGGAGAAGAAUUCCCACCUCAAGGACUUGCAAGCACUUGGCCCCUUGGAGAUCAUCCGUGCCCGACUGGAUGAAGAAGGCAGCUUCGACGACGCAGUUUCCGGCAGCGACUAUGCCUUCCUCGUCGCCGCUCCGAUGAACAUCGGCUCAGCAGAUCCUGAGAGAGAUAUGAUCGAGCCGGCCGUCCAAGGAACACUCAACGUGAUGAGAUCGUGCGUGCGAGCGGGGACGGUGAAGCGGGUGAUCCUGACGUCGUCGGACGCCGGCGUGUCCAGGAGGCCGCUGCACGGCGGCGGCCACGUGCUGGACGAGGGCUCCUGGUCCGACGUCGAGUACCUCAAAGCCAACAAGCCACCAACUUGGGAAUACGCAGUGUCCAAGGUGCUUCUAGAGAAGGCGGCGAGCAAAUUUGCGGUGGAGAACGGCAUCAGCCUCGCCACCGUACUGCCAGUGUUCACCUUGGGCGCGGCGCCGGUCUCCAAGGCCAGGACCAGCGUCCCCGUUACCCUCUCCCUGUUGUCUGGCGAUGAGACACAGCUGCACAUUCUGAUAGGCCUGCAGUCGGUCACCGACUCCGUGUCGAUAUGCCACGUGGACGACCUCUGUCGUGCCGAGGUGUUCAUAGCCGAGAACGAGUCCUCGUCGGGCAGGUACAUCUGCUGCAGCCACAACACCACCGUCGUGCAGCUUGCCCGUCUUCUGGCCGAGAAGUACCCACAAUACAACAUGAAACCCGAACGCUUUGCUGGGUCCCAAGAGCAGCCGAGAGUGUGUCUAUCGUCUCAAAAGCUCAUCAGGGAAGGGUUUGAGUUCAAGCACAACGAUCUAGGUGAGAUCUUCGACGAUCUCGUCAAGUAUGGCAGGACCACAGGGAUUCUUCCCUACUGAUAUGUAUACAUAUCGGUUCGUCGAUGGAUAUGUAAUCGCAACAAAACAAUAUCCUCCCAAAUAAGCAACAGCUAAGGUUUAUUUA